AACAAUACUCUGCUCAAUAACAUUUUUUUUGCAUUUGGAUGUUUAAAUAAUUGUUGAAGGUACUUUCAACAUGACGUCACUUGGGGAGCCUUUGGAACUGAACAAUCAUGAGGUGGUCCACAUCCUCAGGGAGAGAGCUGUCUCUGCCGGCUGCGUGCUUUUGGACUGCAGACCUUUCCUGGACUUCUCCCGGUCACACAUACUCCGGUCCCGGAACGUCAACUGGAACUCGGUGCUGCGCCGCAGGUCCAAGAGCGCGGAGGUGGCCCUCGAGUGGCUGAUCCCGGACAGGGCGCUCCUGGGCCAGCUGCGGCGAGGGGAAUUCAGCCCGGUGGUGGUGGUGGACGAUGCGAGCCGCUCCGUGGCCGAGUUGAGGGCGGAGAGCGUGGGCCAGAUGUUGCUCACUGCCCUGCGGAGCGAAGUGAACGCGCAAAUUUGCUUCCUGAGAGGUGGAUUUGAAGGAUUUUCAGAGGCCUACCCAGAUUUUUGUUACAGCAAACAACUAUCUGCAGUGGAACCAGAGUCAGUGAGCACAGGCCGCAGCACACCUGCAUACGACCAGGACGGUCCCGUUGAGCUGCUUCCCUUCCUGUUUCUAGGCAGUGCCGUCCACUCAUCCCGCCGAGAGACCCUCAAGGCAGCCGGCAUCACAGCAGUCCUCAACGUCUCCUCCUCGUGUCCCAACUUCUUCGAAGAGGACUUCAAAUACCUUCGUCUUGACGUGGAGGACAGUCUCGCUGCAGAUAUCCGCGCUUGCUUCUUCACAGCUAUCGCUUUUAUUGAUUCAGUGAAGCACAACCGGGGUCGGGUGCUGGUGCACUGCCAGGCAGGUAUCUCCCGCUCGGCCACUAUCUGCCUGGCAUACCUCAUGCACGCCCAGCGGGUCCGGCUGGAUGAGGCCUUUGACUUUGUGAAGCAGAGGCGUCACGUCAUCUCGCCUAACCUGGCCUUCAUGGGGCAGCUGCUGCUGUUUGAGACCGACGUCCUGUGUCAGGGCUAAAGUCCAUAAAUGUCAGUUUUUUUCAUUAUCGGAGCUUAGUGGUGCUGGCAUCACUACUGUGUUUUCUUAUUGUGGCGAAACUGCGGAUGAUUAUAUAAAUAUUUAUUUCCA
Molecule: messenger RNA, 1111 nt
Organism: Nerophis lumbriciformis (worm pipefish)
Lineage: Eukaryota; Metazoa; Chordata; Actinopteri; Syngnathiformes; Syngnathidae
Gene: dusp2
Product: dual specificity phosphatase 2
Biological process (GO): protein dephosphorylation; negative regulation of MAPK cascade; endoderm formation
Cellular component (GO): cytoplasm; nucleus
Molecular function (GO): MAP kinase tyrosine/serine/threonine phosphatase activity
Source: RefSeq, a predicted model, not a curated record